Molecule: messenger RNA, 747 nt
Organism: Pyrus x bretschneideri (Chinese white pear)
Lineage: Eukaryota; Viridiplantae; Streptophyta; Magnoliopsida; Rosales; Rosaceae
Product: probable calcium-binding protein CML41
Exons: 1
Coding region: 51-626 (191 amino acids)
Molecular function (GO): calcium ion binding; enzyme regulator activity
Source: RefSeq, a predicted model, not a curated record
ACAUUAUAUGUUCAUCUACCUCUGGUUUUCUCUUACACAAUUUGUACAAAAUGAAAAUCCUGCAUAGAUACUCCAAGCUCUUGAAGUGGUUCUUAAACAGUAAAAAUUUCAAACUAACUCUCCUCCCUUGCCUUCUUUCAAAACCCGAAUCCGAAACCGAAAGCCCUUGUUCAACUUUCCCUACUGAAAAUCCUAACAACGACAUCACAAACAAAGAGCUUGCAAAAGUUUUUGAUCAUUUUGAUACCAACAACGACGGCAAGAUCUCCGGCGACGAGCUCUUCGCUUACUUUGUGUCCGUCGGGGAAGCCAUGUCCAACAUCGAGGUUCAGAGCGUGAUCGAAGAAUUCGACAGCAAUGGUGACAACUUGUUGGAGUUUGAAGACUUCGUGAAGUUGAUGGAAAGAGAGGGCGAUGGCAACGAUGAUCUCAAAAGGGCUUUUGAGAUGUUUGAAGUUGACAAAGGUUGCGGAUGCAUAACGCCAAAAGGAUUGCAGAACAUGUUCAAUCGAUUGGGAGAUGCCAAAUCGUACGAUGAAUGUGUGUCCAUGAUUGGAGUGUUUGACCUUGAUGGAAACGGAGUUCUUGAUUUCCACGAAUUUCGUAAGAUGAUGGUUUCGACUUGAACGUCGCGGUUUGUGUAACGUAACGCUUCUUAUGCCAACAAAAUAUUUAUAAAGAGUUGUUUCCACUCCGGUGUCUUAUCUUUUCACCUACUUUUUAAUGAAAAUUUUAAUUACAAGUUUA